UCCUCCGUGUACUCCGGUUUCCUCCCCCAGUCCAAAGACAUGCAUGGUAUAACUAUGACAAUAUUCCUAUAUUUCUGCAUUCUGCUCCAUUUCAUCUGUUCUUCUGCCACCGACAACAAUAAGCAACUUUUUGACAAAAAUGACAAAGUAAUUCCUGAAACAUUGAGAGAUACAACCACAGAGGUCUUGUUUUCUGACAGUCAGAUUUCUGUCAUACCAAAAGGAGCAUUUUCCAAAAACCCUCAGCUGAAGAAAAUAAAUUUUCUACAGACACUUACGUCUUCUAUAGAAGAAGGUGCAUUUGAAGGUUUAGAUAAUCUGGAUACCAUUGAAAUUUCAGGUACCAAUGUGUCAUCUCUACCUGUUGGUGUUUUUAAAAAUCUGACCAACCUUCAGAAAUUGAUUAUGAAAUCGAACAAAAUUCAGAAGCUGGAAAAUGGACUGUUUCGUGAUACCAAGAACCUCGCAACACUCCGGUUGCAGGAUAACCAGAUUUCAACAAUUGAAGAGGGAACAUUCGAUUACUCUGUGAAACUCUCAGAGCUUAAUCUUGCAAAAAACAAUCUUACUUCCAUCUCGUCAACCCUUUUUUCAAAGCUCAAUAAACUGAGAAUAUUUAGGUUGUAUGAGAACCAACUGACAACAAUGCCUGAUGGAAUUUUUAAUAAUUUACCAAAUCUGAAGGAAAUCUCCAUACAUACCAACAGAAUUACACACAUACAACCAAAUUUGUUUCCACAUAAAAAAACACUGACAACACUAUCAUUAGACAACAAUCUCUUGACUGACCUAUCACCUGAUCUAUUUUGGGGUUUCUCUUCACUUAAAACAUUAACACUGAAUCACAAUCAGCUCACCGCUCUCGAUCCUCUUCUUUUCACAGAAACACUUAAAAUGAAUGAUUUAUUUCUAAACAACAACAAUAUUACAUCCUUACCUGCUGAGAUUUUUCAGUCACUGAAGCAGCUUAAGAAAUUAGACCUGUCCUCGAACCAGCUUUCAGAGCUUUCAAAUUUAUUUGAUGGACUUGAGAAACUUACGGAGCUCAAUCUUCAGAAUAAUCUCAUUGAAUCACUGAAGCCUGAAGACUUUGCAAAUCUACAAUCUCUUUCUUCCCUUAAACUGGAUAACAAUAAGCUAAGAUUCAUUCCAAAAGACGUCCUUGGUUCUCUGCCAAAAUUGAAGAAGAUAUAUUUGAACAACAACACAUGGCACUGUGACUGUAAACUGCUGCCCAUGUUCAAGUGGAUGACUGAAAAUACGGAAAAGAUAAAGUCUUCUUCUAAUGAGGUUUGCGAGUACCCAGAGGAUUUGAAAGGCCAACGAAUCACCUCCUUAAAUGAAGCCCAACUGAUAUGUCCCACAACAAUUGUUCCAACAACUCUGUUACCAACCACAAUUACCUUAUUAUAAUAACUACCACAUUUGUAGCCAAUACAAUUACAGAAACAUAAGGUUUACAAGGUGGUGAAUUGGCCUCCAAAUUCCACAGAUCUUAAUUUGAUCAAGUAUCUCUGGGAUGUGCAAGAUCAGACAGACAAGUCCGAUUCACAGAUCCAUGCGUCUUGGCACCAGAUACAACAACACACCUUCAGAGAUCUUGUAGAGACCAUGCCUUGAUGGGUCACAACUAUGUUGGCAACACAAAGGACACCUACAGACAGAUGGUUUUGAUGUUAUGGAUAACUUGUGCAUAUCUCAUUUAAAAGAAACCUCAUGUAGUUACAUUACCUACUUAUAUUCUACAGUAUAUGCUUCAAAAUACAUAAAAAUUGUGUAUAGGUUUUGUGGACGCUAAUACAUGUAGUAUGCUUAGUUUUGUGAAAUGGAUUAAACUAACAUGAUGAAUUCUUAUCAACA
This is a messenger RNA of Tachysurus fulvidraco (yellow catfish), 1860 nucleotides long. Its product is annotated as leucine-rich repeat-containing protein 15-like. Lineage: Eukaryota; Metazoa; Chordata; Actinopteri; Siluriformes; Bagridae. The transcript is spliced from 2 exons. The record is from RefSeq and is a predicted model, not a curated record. The coding region runs from base 40 to 1413 and encodes 457 amino acids. Gene Ontology annotation, molecular function: protein binding.